AUGUUUAAGAAGCACUGCUACGAAAAUUUAAAAUGUCAUGGCAACAACAACAGCAGCAGCAAAAACAACAACAACAGUUGUAACAUCAACAAGAACAUCAUCAAAUUUUUCAACGGUAAUCGUAUCUACUCGAAAUACAAUACCGACUGUAUCGAUAGUCCUCGGAAGCGUACACAUGACGACGAUUUUGAUGACACCGAUUCUCAAACCGGUAAAAACCGUAUUUAUCCGAAACCUAUGAAAACUCAUCUCUACAUCAUUUACACGUCCAUUAUUAUAUCCUACGUGUUGGUUAUAUCCGGAUAUAUCGAAUCACAGCACCGGAUAUCGGUUCUGGAAUACCGACUCAGAGAUAUUCAUCAUAGCCAUCAGCACGGCUGCUGUAAAGGCGAUGACCUCAAGCCGAAUUUUAACGCCACCAAAUAUAAGACUUCAGAAGUUUCAAGGCUCACGAAUCUAAACUUUUGGCGAAUUGAUAAGGACAUACUACUGGGGAAGGGGGUUGGUAGCCGCGACAGGAUGAUGAUAAAAAGUUAUUUCAAAUACCAUGGUGGCGAUGACGAUGGUGGUGGUGGCGGUAGUAGUAGUAGCGAUACUGGACACGUGUGGCUCAAGCAAAACGGGCUGUACAUCGUCUAUGCACAGAUAUUAUUCCAUGAUGUUAAGUGGCGUUGGUCCAUUGGCGUCAUGCUCGAAAACAAGGUAAAGGCCAAAUGUCUGGAGACGGAGCAACUUAAAGAAAUCCCAAAUUAUUACCCCGAUUCCCACAGCGUAUACAAGCAGUGUUCCGUGUUUACGAUUGUGAGGGCACGGAGAGGUCAAAGGUUAUCCAUCAGGGAUAUGUAUGGGGAUAGGGCGAUACACACGCACCCGGAGUUCACUUUUUGGGGUGUUAUUAAAAUUAUGUGAUUUUCAAAGAUUUGAUUGGCUGCCUGUUGAUUGGUUGGUUGAUUGGUUAAUUGAGUAAUUGAUUGGUUUGCUGGUUAGAUGGCUGGUUAGUUGGUUAAUUGAUUGAGUAACUAAUUAAUUAUUUAUUUGGUGGACCUAUUUUUAUUUUCAACGUUAUUACAUUCUGCAGAUUUUAUUAGCUUUUUCGUGAAAGGAUUUUCGAGUGAAAGGCAAUAUUCAAUUUUUAGCCUAUCUUGUUGAACAAUUUUUAACGUUCAUAAUCAUUCGCAUUCUCGUUGA
Helobdella robusta is the source of this 1188-nucleotide messenger RNA. RefSeq lists its product as hypothetical. Bases 1 to 909 code for a protein of 302 amino acids. Gene Ontology annotation, molecular function: receptor ligand activity. NCBI's taxonomy places the organism in Eukaryota, Metazoa, Annelida, Clitellata, Rhynchobdellida, Glossiphoniidae. The transcript has 5 exons. The record is from RefSeq and is a predicted model, not a curated record.